Messenger RNA from Lates calcarifer (barramundi perch), 1641 nucleotides. Its product is annotated as CMRF35-like molecule 3. The record is from RefSeq and is a predicted model, not a curated record. The coding region runs from base 86 to 1228 and encodes 380 amino acids. The transcript is spliced from 7 exons. Lineage: Eukaryota; Metazoa; Chordata; Actinopteri; Centropomidae.
UCAUGGAGUGCUGACAUAUAUUGUGGGCGUGCCAUUUUCCAAAGUUGACACACGUCUUCAAUGGUUUCUAUUUCUUCGAAGAAACAUGGAGAUGUGGAGACGUCAAAACCUGCUGUUCAUAACCUGCAUUGCUCUGAUCUGUGUGGCCAGUACAGCAGCAGUGAUCCAUGUGUCUGGAUAUGAAGGGAGAGAUGUUAAUGUUUCCUGCUCCUAUGGAGAAGGUUAUGAGUCCUAUGAGAAAUACCUGUGCAGGAAUGACUGUGGCGACAGUGAUGUUCUGAUUACGACUACAGAAGCAAAGAAGAACAAAUACUCCAUCUAUGAUGACAAAAAGAGAAGAGUCUUCACAACGACCAUCUCUGAUCUGAGCUCUGUGGAUGCUGGGAAAUACUGGUGUGGGGUGACCAGGACUGGAAAGGAUAUCUACACUGAAGUAAGACUGGAAGUAGUGCCAGACAGCUGCUGUGAUCGUUCCACCAACAUUCAAAGUUAUGAGGGAGGUUCAGUGUCCAUCAGUUGUUCAUAUGAGUCUGAGGACCAGAACAACCUGAAGUACAUCUGCAGAGGAAAGCAGCCCUCCACAUGUCUGCAGCAGGCACUAAUCACCUCUGACAACAAACGAAAAGGACGGUUCAGACUUACUGAUGACAAGGAGUCAAGGAAAUUCACAGUGAAUAUUACCAGUUUGACCCAAGAGGAUUCUGGGUCGUACCUUUGUGGCGUCCAUAGAAACACUGGCCUGGAUGUUUUCUCUGCUGCUGAGCUGGAAGUCAAAGUGUUUCCGACCAGCACUGUAAUCUCUACCACCAUUGUGGAAACUGUCAGAUCACAACAACCCAUAUCAACCCAUAUCCCUAGCAAACCUCUCAAAGAUCCAUCUCUCUUUCACUCUGUGGUUUUCAUUGUGCCUGCUGUGCUGCUGCCCAUACUCAUAUUUGCCCUGGUUAUAGUUUGUAAAUACAAAUGUUACAAAGAGCAAGGAGGUGGAGUCAACAUGAACAGAAACGAGACUAAGGCAGCAGAUGCAGAGGAAGCGAUGGGUGGAGCAGAUAUUUAUGAAAAUCAAGAAGUUGUGGCAGGCUCAAUGAAGGGGAGCUCCAAAAAGCAGAGCACCAGCCACCAGUAUGUUGAUACAGGUGGAGACCAACAAGAUUCUAUUUAUCAAAACUUCAACAUAACAGAUGACAUCUACUGUAACGAAUUUUACAGUAAAGGAGAAAAGAGAUAAGAGAGAAUCUUGUAUUUUUUACUCACAUUUAUAGCAAAGUUAUCCUGUUUGUAUUUCUUAAAAAUCUGUCCAACAGCCUGUCUCAUUUUAUAAUUACCAUCUGACUUAUUCAGUACUUGCAUUUUCAUUUAUUUAACUUUUAUUUUAUACGUUUGCUUUCACCUGUACACUUUUUAUGAUGCUUACUGUUAAUAUAACAAACAGUUUAACACACCUGCACUCCUUGUAAGAAACUGAGAAUGUUAGUUUUAGCUAAAUACCCCAAAUAUAAGAUACCUACAUGUGUAUAUGUACCUCUGGUAAGAGUGAAUAAAGGAAACCAAGAAAAUCCAGUCUUUACAAAGCAUAGUAAUCCAAGUAUAAUCCAGAUUUUUCAUGGAUUGAAAUAAAGUGGUGCAAAGCAACAAAAUAUA